AUGUACAGCCGCAACCACACUCUUUCACCGCUCCCCACCGUCAUACGGCACGGUCUCAAAGCCGUCGUCACCCUCUCUUUCCUCUCUCUUGUCACGUCCUUCACGCUUCUCGUCUACCUCAUCGGGAGGCUGGCCGUCUGGUACUCGAGGACGAGCCCGAAAGGAUCCCAGCCGUCCGCGCGGACUCGCGACAUCGUCGGCCUCCCCCGCGAACUCGGCGUCCAGUACAACGAAAACGGAAACGGACAAUCUGGACAGAAGUGCCGGCGCGUCCCGAACCAGUUCCUCGUCCUCCUGCUCAACGUUCUCCUGGCGGAUACGCUACAGGCCUGCGCCUUCUUCCUCGACGUCGUUUGGCUGGUGGAGGAUAGGAUCACCGACAGCUCGCCGGCGUGUUGGGCGCAGGGAUGGCUGAUCUCGACGGGCGACCUGGCCUCGACCGCCUUCAUCGCGGCCAUCGCCUUCCACACCUACCUCACUCUUGUCAGGGGCGUCAAGAUCUCGUGCAAGGUGUUUUACGGCCUCAUCUUCUUUUUGUGGUUCUUCGUGAUCCUCAUGUCCGUCCUCGGCGUGUUCAUCACCAACAACGGGGCAGGGGUCGGAGGGUUCUAUGUUCGUGACGUGACUUGGUGUUGGAUCAACCCCGAGUACGACGCCAUGCGGCUCUAUUUGCAUUACGUGUGGAUGCUGCUCCUCAUUAUCACGGGGACUGUAUCUUACGUUUUGGUCUUCGUCCACGUCCACCGGGUGGACAAGGCGUUUCGCGACGCAAAGAAGGCCGCGGCGGCGGCAGCGGACGAGGCAUCCUACGACGGCGUCCUAAGCCCCACGAGCUUGCCCACGGUCAUGACGCACAAGGACUCCAAGACCGAGGUGCACAAGCGCAUCCUCUUCCUGCUGUACCCCCUCGUUUUUCUUCUGUGCACCGCGCCCCUCGCCCUGGGCCGUCUCCUGAGCAGCGGCGGCGUCAAGCUGUCGCCGGAGUAUCUCAUCUUCGCCGGCGCCAUGAUCACCUCCAACGGGUGGCUUGACGUGCUCAUUUUCUCCACCACCCGAAGCGGCAUCUUGUUCGACGCGCCCGUCGACGAGGAGAACCUGGGGCUUGACACGUUCAGCUUCACCCCGAUGGGCCACCAGUACGGUCACAGGGUAUGGAUCCAGGGGGGGCUGCCGAAAGAGUCAUCCCCGAACCUCGGACGGCAGGGGAUCUUCCGGAAGCCCUCGUGCCGCACAAGACACGUCGCCGAGGCCAGCCACGACCGCAGCGAGAGCCAGACGUCGCUGCAAGACCGGGACGUGUCCGGGUUCAAGGGCAUCCAGAUGGAAACGGUCACGCGGAUCUUUGUCGAGGAGGUUGACGCGGACGGCCGGCCGGGUAGCAGAAAGUACCAGCACACUCGCAAACUGGGUUCGAUGCCUUCAGAGGAGACCUUUGGCGAGCGUGUUGAGCAGAGCAUUGACUCCUACAGAUGA
Molecule: messenger RNA, 1473 nt
Organism: Colletotrichum higginsianum IMI 349063
Lineage: Eukaryota; Fungi; Ascomycota; Sordariomycetes; Glomerellales; Glomerellaceae
Product: Integral membrane protein
Exons: 2
Coding region: 1-1473 (490 amino acids)
Biological process (GO): adenylate cyclase-activating G protein-coupled receptor signaling pathway
Cellular component (GO): plasma membrane
Molecular function (GO): G protein-coupled receptor activity
Source: RefSeq, a predicted model, not a curated record